This is a messenger RNA of Rosa chinensis, 2142 nucleotides long. RefSeq lists its product as uncharacterized. Bases 170 to 1111 code for a protein of 313 amino acids. The transcript is spliced from 4 exons. The record is from RefSeq and is a predicted model, not a curated record. Gene Ontology annotation, molecular function: polysaccharide binding. NCBI's taxonomy places the organism in Eukaryota, Viridiplantae, Streptophyta, Magnoliopsida, Rosales, Rosaceae.
CCUUUGAAUUCUGAAUGGGAUAUAUAAUGGAUAAUCUUUUGAUUUUACUUCAUCAUCUGCGCGCUCAAUUCUCAGCUCAUCCACACAGUUCAUAAACUUUCUGGAAUCCAAAACCAAGUUCUGAAUUUCACAUAUAGUUAUUCUGCUUGAUUAAUUUCAAUCUUAUAUCAUGAGGAAAGGCUCAACAUCAAUUGCAUCAACCGUUCUUUUUCCUGACGUCCUAGCUUUUCUGCUCUUCCUUGUUCAAGUUCAAGCAAGAAACUUGAAUGAAGCUGAUUGUUCUUCUUCCUGUGGAGAUAUCCACAACAUCAAGUACCCUUUCCACCUUAAAGGCGAUCCAUCCGGCUGCGGUGACCCCGACUUUGAAUUCUCAUGUGUCAACAACAAAACCAUCCUCGAAAUAUUUCCGGGUAAAUACUACGUCAAAAACAUUUCAUACACUGACAAUCUACUCCGUUUAGUUGACGUCAACUUCGCAAACGGAAGCUGCAGCCUCCCAUCUGGUUCUAUAGAAAAUUCAGAUGGUUUCGUCCAAGACGUUCGUUACAAGGGUCAUGUCAACUACACAACUGGAUCUCGUAUCCGAUUUGUCAAGUGCUCAAGAAAUGUCACCCUGCAGAAUAAUGAGAAGUAUUAUUAUAACUACACGGAGGUUCCUUGUUUGACAAGAAAUGGAACUUACACGUAUGCUGUUCUAGAUGGAAUGUACACGGCUAUGGAUUAUCCACCGACGUGCUCACUUGUUUCGCUGGCUCCUGUGGAUUAUCAUGAAGAUGUUUAUAAGUCCCCUACUUAUGAAGCCAUAGUGAAAGAGUUGCAGGCAGGGUUUGAUCUCGGUUGGUCUGUUGAGUGCAGGGAUUGCUCUUUGGCUGGUAAGCAUUGCGUAAUCGAUGACAAAGCAUGGGACACUAGGCCUAUCAUAUUCCAAUGUGCAAAAGAUUACAAAGAACUCACACAGUUUGAAGCAAGAUUGAUCAUUGUGGGAAUCUGUGUGGCAGGUGUAAUUGGUCUAUUGCUUAUAGUUGCUGUAUUGGUGUUUGUUAUCCGCAAAUAUAAGAAACGAAACAAGCCCGUGAAGAAUCUACAGAACCAGCAAUCAUCGACACUUUGAAUCAGCAAUUCUUGUACAAGUUAACCAAUGGUUCUGCUUGGGCUGUACGUAAUGUAUGAUUACAUGCCUAAUGGGACUCUUGCUACUCUUAUGGCCUCAAAGGAAGGCAAAAUCCAGUCAUUGAGUUGGGAAAACUGCAGGAGAUUGCUCUUGGAAUCGCUCAAGCGAUCAAGUAUCUACACAAGACAAGUGAUGUGUGCACUUCAUUUAUAAAUUAAUUAAGCCUCAAAAUUAGUAGGACCAAAAAUUAUUCCCAAAAAUAUCAAAUGUUUGCCUGGUAAAAUUUUAUCCGAAAGAUCAUGGUCUAUUUUACACAGCUCCGGAACUGAAGACUUGGAAAUUACUCGGAUCUGCUGCAAGGGAAUCAUAUAUUUAUAGUUUUGGGAUGCUGAUUUUGGCAAUGGCCAGAGGAAAAAUUGAUUGCAAUGCAAAGGCAAGUAGUUCAAGAGGAGUGAUGUGCAUUUAUAACCAUUUAGUUGGCUGGAGAUUCGGAGACUUGGGAAUCCAAUGUGUAUAGUGGGGUUAUGGUGCGUCAAGUGAAGGUAUCCGAUCAUCCCUCGAUUACAGAAGUUGUGGAGAUGUUGAAAGGAAACAUCGAUAGCCUCCAAAUGCCUCCUCAUCCUUCCUUAUCAUCAGCAUCCUUUCCACCUCUACAGAGGCAGAGGACCAAUUGGAUCCUUCUGAUGAUCAGAUGCUGACUUCAAAGACAAUGCAAAGAAGCUAGCUAGGUAUAGCACCAUAAUAUUUGACAGUAUUAUAUCUAUAAUUUUUUGACUUAUGUGUGUCAUCUUUGCCAACUAUGCUAAUCUUCGCUGUAUCGUUCAACGAACAACAGUAUUAUAUCUACAAUGUUUAGGGACACUUUGGCAAUUGAAUUGUUAUAUUAUAAAUUUGCAAGGACUAUAGGAAUAAGGAAAAGUCAUGAUGAUGAAUAGUGGUUGCUACUUGUUUUUCCCUUUAUGUAAGAGGUACUAUCUCUGUUUCUAGAAUAGACAACAAUUCACUUCUGGCCAUAGAUAAUUCAAUGGAAU